AUGAAAGUAGCUGUGUUCGCUGUCAUCCUCGGACUGUGCCUGGCACUCGCUUCGGCCAACAUCGAUUACUCUGUUGAAAACGAAGAACCACAGGAGUUUUCUGCUUUGGACUACGCUGAUGCGCUCGCCGAUGAGGAGGCAUUCAGCAUUUUCGGCUUCUUUUACUUUACACUCAAAGCCGCUUUACGUACGCUAAAAGGCGUUAACUGUACCAUCAAAGAAGUGCUCAGCAUACAAACUGCAGGAGUGGAUUUCUUGAAUGAUGUUAAGGAUUGCAACUCUGGUGCUUUAAAGAGCUUGAAUGCGCUUGUUACCCAAGUCCAAGCUGUUGUGAGUACCUCCAACGACAUCAUCCAUUUGAACAGCAAUGUAUGCAAUAACGGUGCUUUGGACGAUCAAGAGGAUGCCAAGAAGACCACUCCAGCCAAAUGUUUCGCAAAGUUGUUAGGUAAAUUGAUUACACUCAAGAAACAGGUCGCCAACACUGUGUCCUUGGCGAAAAAGUUGCCAUCUACUCCAAGUGAAUAUGCCGGAUGUGCUAAGUCCACAGUGACAGAUUUGAUUUCGGUGUUCACCAAUUUUCCCACUAACAUAAAAACUUGCUCCAAAUUGAAGAAUUAA
This is a messenger RNA of Rhagoletis pomonella (apple maggot), 621 nucleotides long. RefSeq lists its product as uncharacterized. The record is from RefSeq and is a predicted model, not a curated record. The transcript has 2 exons. Lineage: Eukaryota; Metazoa; Arthropoda; Insecta; Diptera; Tephritidae. The coding region runs from base 1 to 621 and encodes 206 amino acids.